CAAAAAUUGAGGUUAUAUUUUAUUAACCGCACUUUUCUGUGAUACGUUGUGUUUAUUUAUAAACGUGUUGUCAAAGAUGUCACCUAAAAAGCCGCUGGUAUUUAACAUUAUUUCAGAAUGUAAAACCUCAAUGGCUCGUGUUGGUAUAAUGGAGUUACCCCAUAGGGCUGUGGAUACCCCAGUUUUUAUGCCGGUAGGAACUCAGGGGACAUUAAAGGGGUUAUUGCCUGAACAAUUGGAGAAUUUGGGACUGCAAAUAAUGCUGGCAAACACUUAUCAUUUAGGCACAAAACCAGGUGCCAAAAUACUUAAAAAAGCCGGUGGUUUGCACAAGUUUAUGAACUGGAAAGGAGCUUUACUGACAGAUUCUGGAGGAUUUCAAAUGGUUUCCCUGCUGAAAUUGGCUGAAAUCACUGAAGAGGGAGUAAAAUUUCAAUCUUUAAAUGAGCAGAAAGCUGAGGUUAUGUUGACCCCCGAACAUUCCAUUGAAAUUCAAAAUGCUAUUGGUGCUGACAUUAUAAUGCAGCUUGAUGAUGUGGUUGCAACCACAGUGCCUGAUAAGGAUAGAAUAGAAGAAUCUGUACACAGAACCUCAAGAUGGUUGGAUCGAUGUUUAAAGGCCCAUCAGCGGCCAGAUGAUCAAAAUAUAUUUUCAAUAGUGCAAGGUACACUGUUUAAUGACUUGAGAACCCAAAGUAUUCAUGAUCUUAUUAAAAGAAAUGUGAAUGGAUAUGCUAUUGGUGGAUUAAGUGGUGGGGAAAGCAAAGAUGAUUUUUGGAAAAUGGUAAUUUUAUCGACAAGCAUAUUACCUAAAAAUAAACCUAGGUAUUUAAUGGGUGUAGGAUUUGCCAUAGAUUUAGUAGUCUGCAGUGCUUUAGGGGUUGAUAUGUUUGACUGUGUUUUCCCCACAAGAACUGCGAGGUUUGGAUGUGCCCUUACAAUGACUGGCCAACUGCAACUAAAAAAAGCAAAAUAUAAAUUCGAUUUUAAUCCUAUUGAUAAAGAUUGUACCUGUGUUAUUUGCAAAACUUAUACAAGAGCAUAUUUGCAUGGAAUUGCUGCUAGAACACCAGUUGCUUGCAGUCUUUUGAGUGAACAUAAUAUUGCAUUUCAAUUGAGGCUCAUGAAAUGUAUUAGGGAUAGUAUAAAGGAGAAUAAGUUUCCCCAAUUUGUUGCAGAGUUUAUGUUGGGUGUGUAUCCAGAUAAAGAUUAUCCUACUUGGAUUAGGGAUUCUUUAGCUGCUGUCAAUAUAUCUUUAUUAUGAGGUUUGGUAUGAAAACAGGAGCAUAUUUGGGGUUUUUAUUAUGUUAUAUUUUAUAUACAAUACAUAGGUCUGUGAAAUCAAAAUUUUUAUAUUGUGG
Molecule: messenger RNA, 1361 nt
Organism: Brassicogethes aeneus
Lineage: Eukaryota; Metazoa; Arthropoda; Insecta; Coleoptera; Nitidulidae
Source: the annotation of a GenBank genome assembly